CGGUGUGUGUCGGAUCCGUUGGAUAGAAAGGCGGUUUUUAUGAACGUUAGACAAACAGCGACUUAGAAAUGGAUCUUAACGAAUGUCAAUCACAAUAUCAAGAGAUUCAAGGCAGAACCUUUCUUCCUAUGAAAGAGGAAUAUGUUUGUAAAGACUAUUUAAUGGAUAUGUCAGAAUUUCAAAAGCAAAAACCUUACAGCAAAGUAUAUGUACCUAACAUGGAGAGUCGACUGAGAUUUUACAAGUUCAUGGACCAGGAUCCUGAGACAUGGGCAACAAAGGAAGAUGCAGAUCUGGCUUUAAAAGAAUCAACAGAAAACCUUACAGCUGAACAGAAACUUGUGGAUGCUGAGAAGGAACACAUUGACCAUCUAAUAGAGAAAACAGUGGGAGAGUAUGAAGCUCUUCAAAACAACCUACAGCUAAUUGGAAAAAAAUUACAGGUUUUCACAGAGAAGAAAACAAAACUUGAAAACUUGAAAUCUAAAGCAAAAAGAAGUGCUGGCUAUCUUGGGAGAGGGAAUCACUUGUCCUUCAGAAUUCUAUAUCCACAAGAAGCAGCAGGAGGAGAAGCUUGCCAAGUUAACGGCAGCUAUAGAACUGUGUCAGACGACCAUCAGUAGGAUAGGAGAGGAGAAGCAGGGUCUGGAGGAAACGUGUCACCGCCUCCGCAUGACCUGGGAGGCCCAGCAGCAGCAACGGCUCCAAGACAACCAUAGCAUAAAGUCACACGUCAAGGUCAUAGAGGACAAACUCAACAGACAUAAAGAAUUGCUUUCAUUCAUCAAACAGCAGAGUAAAGUUGAUAUAAGACAGCGAUCUGAGUUUGGACAUUUGGUGUUAGAACUACUGAGUGAUAAGGAAGGAGAGAAUAUCCCCAGGAUGUUCCUUACUGCCAGUGUAGAGCAGGACAUUCUGGACCUACAACACCUCACCAGUGCUGAAAAAGAGUCAGGUGAUUGUAGCCUGCACACAGAGGACAUCAUAUCUGAGGGUGUGUCCAGUAACGACCUACGACAGCUUGUCACCAAGAUGCAAGACCGAUGGAAUACUCUUUUCCCACUUGUUCAGGAGAUGAAGAAUGUUUCUGACAGACAUGCUAUAGACUGGAUACAAGAACAGAACCUGUUACGGAUUCUAGUCGGUAAAGGUGGCUCCAUCAUGUGUACUCUCCAUGUACCAGAGUCCUACCCAUUCUCAGGGGAGAUAACUCUACAAAAGACUUCCAACUUGCCAUCCAAUGUGAGGGAAGAAGAUGUCUUGCCUCCAUCUGACAGUAGAAGUUUACAAGGAUGGGUUGAUUACUUAGAAGAGACCUUUGGAAAACCAUGACAAUUGUGAUAUGUAUAUUUUUGUGAAAAACUUUAUUUUAUCUUUCAACCAUCAUUUUCAUUGUUCUAUCCUCUACCAUCGAUUUUCAUUAUUUGUAUGUGAUUAAAUUCCUGUAUGAUAAA
Molecule: messenger RNA, 1454 nt
Organism: Pecten maximus
Lineage: Eukaryota; Metazoa; Mollusca; Bivalvia; Pectinida; Pectinidae
Exons: 11
Coding region: 69-623 (184 amino acids)
Source: RefSeq, a predicted model, not a curated record